Messenger RNA from Catharus ustulatus (Swainson's thrush), 1713 nucleotides. Its product is annotated as inositol 1,4,5-trisphosphate receptor-interacting protein-like 1. The record is from RefSeq and is a predicted model, not a curated record. NCBI's taxonomy places the organism in Eukaryota, Metazoa, Chordata, Aves, Passeriformes, Turdidae. Gene Ontology annotation, cellular component: membrane. Bases 1 to 1713 code for a protein of 570 amino acids. The transcript is spliced from 2 exons.
AUGAGGCUGUACCUCCAAUCCUGCAUUCGCUUUUGGCCCCGGAAGAAGAAGAAUGGGACGGAGACCAUGGAUUCCUGGGUCUUGUGGUUCUUGCUCUUGCAAAGUGUACUCCAGUACCCACAGCCCGUGGGUGAUGGUUUCGAUGAGGUGACACGUCUGCGAAUGGAAGCGCGUGCCAAGCUCCAGGAAGAGGAGAAGAUGCGGCUGGAGCAGGAGUUGGAGCAGCUGGUCCUGACGCAGGGUGUCUGGGGCUGGGAAGACCUGCUCUGCUCUGCCUUGCAGCCCUGGCAACUCUGGCCUAUUGCUGGGCUCCUGCUUGUACCCUUGGCCCUGUGGAAUAUGUGGAGGAGAAGGAGCAUGGGGAGAGUGGUGCAUGAAGCAGAAAACAACGGUGAAAAUGAAGAGGACAUCAGAAAUGUGGGUGCAAACGAAGAAGGUGCUGGAAACCAAGACAUCGAUGUGGGAGAUGAAGGAGAAGAUGAAGACAGUGAUGUGAAUGAGGAGGACCACCAAGAUUAUGGCAAUGUGAGGCAACUUGCUGCAAAUGAAGAAGGAGAUGCCAGAAAUGAAUUUGAGCAUGAUCGGGAUGAUAACAUUGGAAGAAUGGUAAUGGAGCGCAUCCAGUGGCCAGUGCAGGACCUGCUGAGAGGAUGCCAGUGGACAAUUUACCUCAUGGAAUGUUUUGCAAUUUACUUUACACACGUCUUGUCUGACAGCUUCUACCCAGUCCUUCAAGAAGCCAUUGGGGUGGGCAGUGCAUUUGAAGGUUGGAGUCCCCGUGAGCAGGAUGUUGUGUACCAGGUGCUGGUACCCAUGGCUCCUCCCCGAGGGCACAGCUUCCACCUGGAGCUGGACACUGCAGGGCAGGAGCAAGUGAGGAAUUUCCGUGUGCGUGUGCAGCAGGAGUGCACCUGCAGCAGUGCACAGUGGGGUAAGAACAUGCUGUGCUUCCUGCACCACCCUGAGGAGGAGCUGAGCAGGAAUCAGGAUCCCAGCCUCCUUGACACGCUCUGCACCGACUCCUACCUCGACGUGCACAAAACUAGCCGCUGGUUCUACCAGCUGGUGAGAGCAGUCUGGCCGGCUUUGCUCCAGUCCCACAACUGGCAUUUAGUGCUGCUGCCCUCCAGACGCUCCUGCCAAUUCAAGGUGACCAACGGCAGAGAAAACUUCCGCAUUGAGAUGCUCUUUGGGGUGCAGCAGGGCGACUCAGACAUAUUUGUAAGCAGUGAGCCCAGAGGAGCCUAUACCUCAAGCACCAUCUGGCCAGAGAGCUACGCCGUGGCAGAGAUUAAGUUCUUUGAGUACAUCGCCAGGCAGGCCCCUCCUGACAGCUUGCACCUGAAAUGCCUGCAGUUCUUCACCCGUCUGCAGCUGGGCUUAGGUUUUUCCACCUAUACAAUGAAGACCAUUGUCAUGCACCUCCUGAGCAUCAUUCCCAUGUACCAGUGGCGCAGGAGACAUUUUGUGAGGCGACUGCUGGACAUCAGCGAGGAUCUUCGCACAUGUGUAGAAGUCAGAUGCCUCAAUCACUUCAUCGUGGGCAAUUGGGGGUUUCCUGAGGAGAUCAGAUUGCCUGCAGAGAUCCUAACGGCCAGCCCAUGCAAUCUCUUUCAUGACCUGGAGAUGGAUCCUGUUGCCCACUCCCAGGCCAUGAGUCAGUACGUGGAUCUGCACCAGCAGCUCUUAUGGAUCCUUAGCAAUGAGGAGUGA